This is a messenger RNA of Cololabis saira (Pacific saury), 1888 nucleotides long. RefSeq names its product protein phosphatase 1, regulatory subunit 27a (gene ppp1r27a). The transcript has 3 exons. The record is from RefSeq and is a predicted model, not a curated record. The coding region runs from base 329 to 1039 and encodes 236 amino acids. NCBI's taxonomy places the organism in Eukaryota, Metazoa, Chordata, Actinopteri, Beloniformes, Belonidae. Gene Ontology annotation, molecular function: phosphatase binding.
GUGUGCAACAGCAAACCUAACCAGUGAAGUACAACUUUCCAUUCAGGUUGCAGAAAUGAACAGCUGCCGAGGAAAGGUUACAGGCUGAAAAAAGAAGAGAUUUGGACUUUGUGAACCGAACCAAAGGAUUUGAAAAGUGGCAGUGUGAUCUAGUUCUAGCAGGAGCUAUUUCAGCCAGGAAGACAAAGGAUAACAAAAAGAAGAAGACACAAAAAAAAGGACUCAGAGGAAGAGGGUACUGCUUUUUCAGAGGAUUGUUGAGCUCCCUUGGAUUUCUUAUUUUUGAUCUCCUGAUCUAAGCGUACAGGAGGAGACAAGCGCUGCAAGGAUGAAGUACAACUACCAUGUACCAGUGUCAACAUACACACGCAGUUCACAGUACACACCAACGUACCACACUCCUUCCUACUGCACACCAUCGUACCACACUCCUUCCUACUGCAGCCCCUCACAUUACACACCAACAUAUGCCUCGGUGUCGAAGCACACGCCGUCAACGUACAGCACAUAUUACACCCCGUCACACUACACACCCACUUACAAAGCUGCAUCGACAUACACUCCUUCAUACAGCAAAGUUUCCCGGUACAGCUCAACACAAUAUGCACAACCGAAGGAAAGUCCCGCACCUGUGACACCUGUGAAGAGAGCCGUGCACUUCCCGAAUGACAUCAUCUUCCAGGAUAUUGUUAGACGCGGAGAUCUGGAACAGAUCGGACGAUUCAUGAGAGCAAGGAAGGUCCGCAUAGAUACACUUUUCCACUCAGGAAUGGCUGCACUACAUGAAGCCGUGCUAACAGGAAACCUGGAGGUGGUUAAGCUGUUGGUGAAAUAUGGUGCUGAUGUCCAUCAGAGAGACGAGGACGGCUGGACGCCUCUGCACAUGGCUUGUAGUGAUGGCUACCCAGAGAUUGCAAGGUAUCUGCUGACAAUGGGAGCAAGCACAGAGGCCGAAAAUGAAAGCGGCGAGAAACCUGUUGACCUAAUUGACCCGGACUGCAAAGAGCUGGUGAAGCUGUUCGAGACGGGCUGUGUGUGAUCUGGCACCGAUUGCACAGACGACAACCAUUAACACUUUAGAAAUAAAAAGAGUUACCAACGAGGGAAGGUUGGUAAAACAAUACAGGGCACACCUAAAUGAACAGAAGAGCAUUCGAUGUGCAGCUCGUCCCAUGUCACUAAUCACUGGAGGCAAAACUGUGUUUGAUACUUUAAAUGUGAAACUCAGACUCCUUGAAGAUAAUUAUUUUUAGACUACAGCCUUCAUGAAAUGCUUUUUCAAUCUGCAUAUGGUGAUAAAUAUAUUUAUGAUUAAGUUAGAAGUUAUUUUUUGCAUUUAUACAUUUGUAAUACUAACAGUGUCAGUGAUGAAAAUAUUAUUCUGCAACAAUCUGUCAUGUUAAACUAUACAUGUCACAAGAAUCAAAUGCCAUUUUUAAUUGUAUUUUAAUCCAGGUUUGGGUUCCGUUCUGGAGAACAUUUUCUUUUAUUACUGUAAUACAUUACAGUUACAGAUACAAUUACAAAUCAACUUAAAUCAUAUCAGUUGUAUUGGUGUUGGACUGUCCCUUUUUAUGCACACUUCAUGUUUCCAAACUAUGGAUACAGUUUGAAUUCACAGAAUUUGGACCGAGAUUGUUGUGUUUUAUACAGAAUGAUGCGUCCUCACUGCUGGGCAGAAAGAGGAUCGUGCAAAUCAUUAAAACACAAAUACAAAAUGUUGCAGAGAAAAGCUUAUUUUUGAUGUUAAAGCUCCUUUACUGCUGCACCUUUUACCCUACUGUUAUAUUGUUUGCUGUAGUAAAAAUACAAAUGUUAUCAAAGUCUUAUUGUUUUCUGUACAACUAUUAAUUUUGUACAUUUUCAUAAAUAAAGACAUUUUUUAUAA